Suillus paluster is the source of this 3218-nucleotide messenger RNA. RefSeq lists its product as uncharacterized. The record is from RefSeq and is a predicted model, not a curated record. The transcript is spliced from 8 exons. Bases 405 to 2867 code for a protein of 820 amino acids. Gene Ontology annotation, molecular function: zinc ion binding; DNA-binding transcription factor activity, RNA polymerase II-specific. Gene Ontology annotation, biological process: regulation of DNA-templated transcription. Lineage: Eukaryota; Fungi; Basidiomycota; Agaricomycetes; Boletales; Suillaceae.
UAACGAGAGACUGUGCAUACAGGUGAUCACCGAACGCACGGAUACUAUCAUGUAUCAAGAUGAGCUAUACAUCAAGCCAACCCCAAUUCUGGUGUUCCCGAAAGAUCGACUUCGACUUACGACAUCCGUUUUUCUCGUGUCUUUUUGGCUAUGCCGUUUUGGACUCGUGUUCUGUUCGAGCCGUCCGAGGCGCCAAUCGAACUUCCGGAUAUCGACGUCAAACAAACAAUAUUAAUCUUGCCUUUCCGUAACAUCAUCAUAUCGGCCUUUCUCCGUCCUGGCUUUAAAUUCCAACUAUUUUCUACUUUACUAUCUCCAGUCCCUUCUUCUCCUUCUCGUGAUUGUCUUCAGUUUACCAUAAUAUCAAGUUCCUGAUCUACUCGCUAAGCUCAACUACCAACACAAUGUCGCCACGAGCGUCUUCGUCUACCCCACGAAGCGCUUCCUCAGCCAGUGCUCCAUAUCCACGACGUGCUGCAGGUCAACCCAAGUCUUCUAGACAGCAGUUCUCUGCCUGUGGGGCUUGCCGCAUGCGAAGAGUUCGCUGUGACCUGAAAGACCUACCCAUAACCCAGACUUCAAAUGGCAUGCAGCAGCCUUCAUGCUCAAACUGCAAAGAACGCGGUAUUAAAUGCGUCGAUGAGUUCGCCGAAGUUAAAGCUGUCAAACUUCUACGUCGCGGGCGCCGUCUACAACAAGUAGAAGCUGUCUACGGUAAAGUAACUGAUGACGAAUUGAGCGGACAAAGCAUCAUUCCCCAGCUGCAGCUGGAAUUCCUUAGCUCAUCUUUCUUCCGUAGAUUCAGUAUCCAACGUCCUGUUAUCGAACCCACCGAGUUCACGUCAAGAUACUUUGCCCAUAUUAAGGGUACUUCCACUCUCAGCAUCGAGGGCCAGAUGAUUGCGAUGCUACUUGUCACCUGGGCUGCCUCAUUUGGCGUGAACGAGUAUGGUGUCGAGGAGGAAAUGGAGCCGCUUUCUCCGACUAUGCCCGACGGGCCAAAGUUCUCGCCAGAUAGCGACGACGAUCUAUCUGAUCCUACCCGUCGCGCUCGGUCUCUUCGUGUAGAGACCAUGAUCAAAGAGAUCCUCAAUCUCGUCGAUGUUCAUGCUCUGCUGCGACGCCCAACUUGGGACGGUGCUAGGACUAUGUACGAGGCGACGCUUUCCCAAAUUUACUGUCUUUGCAGCCUGGCCAGUCCUUCUACGGUACAUAGUGGCCAAGGACCUUAUUGUGAUGCACUUGUCCGUGCCAGAGUUUUCUGGUAUGCCUAUGUACACGAAGGUGUCCGCACAGGCUUACGCGGCGGUCGGCUAUAUUUUGAGGAUGAUGACUUUAAUGCAUUCCAAAGCACUCUGCCUCCCCAAUACUGUGCAUCUGCAUCUAGCAGCGCUCCGUCCUCUUCGUCUGCUUCAUCACACCCCUCACCUACUGCUACUUCUCCAGUGUCGCCCGAUUUCCCUAUCACUUCUUUGCAAGAUCCUCGUGGCCAUUCCCGCGCCUCGCUUUCUUACCUUCUCGCCGCCCAUUAUUUUUCGCUCGCCCUUGCCGUGUCUGCUGUAUGUCGUUCCGUCCAUGCAGUGCUCACUGGCCCUCGUGCGCGUCGUCGCACCGACGCUGGAGUUGCCAUCCGCGAAGACUCCCUCGUGGAAAUUUGGGAUGGUCUAGAGCAAUGCUGGGAGGACUUCGAGUCUCUCCGUCGUGGAGCAGGCGGCAUUGGCACUGUGGGCGGCGGCCUUGUUCGUGGCGAGGACGUCGAGCGUUUCGUCAGCGGAUGGCAGGUAUUCAUAUUUGAGUGCUUGAAUGUCAUCCGGGAAGCCUUGAAUCAGCGCAUCGUUACACAUAAACGGGGCAGCCCCGACUCAAACGGUAACUCUCCUGCCGAACGUGCCCUUUGCCGCCUGCAUGCUCAGGCUACUCGCCGAUGCCGCAUUGUCCUUCCCCGCGUCAUUGCUAUCUUGAAGCGACACCUUGCUGUUCCCUCUAGCGGUUUCUUCGCUCACGAUGCUGGCCUCAUCCGAGACGGAUGUUUCUUUGCUGCCCUCCUGCUUGCGCAAGGUGACAUUGAUCAGGACGCAGAUAGUGAUCUGAAAGGCGAAGAUGGACUUGCUUGGGACGUCGACGCCGAGGACGGUGUUGACGUGUGUCUUCGUGCACUGGGAGAGAUUGGCUGGAUCUUUGCUAAUAGCCACGAGCGAGAGAAGACUGUUCGCUUGGUUUGGGAUGCACGGGUCGACCGUGAUGAUGAGCGCCGUCGUGAACGCAACCGUCAGCGUGAUUAUCUUGAGGAUCACCGUGCGCAGGCUUAUCACUCUGGACAACGUUCGCAGGAUCGCUCUCCUUACAUGAUUAACAAGCCUUCGCUGCCCACGUCCACUCGUGGUCAGGGACCGACGCCUCGUUCGCUCUCGCUUGUCUCAGCCGCCGGGCAGACCCGCCCCCAUCUUCCCCCGCUCUCGCUUGCGUUUUCUCCUGUGGAGAGUGCCCCCAACACAGCCGUUACGGAUGAUGGUAGUGGCAGCUGGACCACUUAUACGCCACCCACGACGUCAGGUUCAAUGACGAGUAAUGCCACCACGAACCGCAGUGUUUCGCCACCCGAUUCUGGAUCGCCUCACACAUUGACAUCACUAAAACAUCUCCCUCCUAUCCAAAACUCAUUGAAGACCGAAAAUGAUUCAUUUUACAACGGGGUCACCGAUCUGGACCCAUUCUCAUUUUCUGUCGACGGCACCACCGGCCCCGGUGUCGUUGGCUCAGCUCAUGCAUGGUCGACGCAAUACCAACAUCAAGUUGGACCUGGUAGUGGUUAUCUCGACCCCAGCGUCAUCUUCACUGGAGCAGACUGUCAAACCUUCUAUCAUUAAUGAGGCAGUCACUAUCAUUAUGAUCUGUACGUUUUUACUACCGCUACAUGUUAUCGCGUCGUCGUCUUGGUUCAUUAUUUCUAAGUUCCCAUCACACAAUGAAACUAGUUCAGGCAUCCAUCAUCUUCACUUUCAUUUCAUAGUUAUAUAUUCCUGCUUUAUCAUUUGUUUGGAUAGAUUCUUGCAUUGUACUGGCUUCCUGUUUAUACCCGCCGCUUGACACUUCAACAGUAAUUGCCACAAUAUCCAUUAUCAUAGACACUACGUAUAGAUGUAUUAUGUGCAUGCCGUUCAGGAAUGUAAAUCGGUAGUUUUAAUGACAUGACAUGCCGCACGUAUGAAUGUUUGAUC